AUGGGGGAGAGAGCUGUGGCAGCCUGGCAGGGGCGAAAUUCCAGCGAGACGAAGCCGAAUUGGCUGGCGGAAAAGAUGAAAGAUGCCAGCGGCUGGCUUGGGUUCGGAAAGGCGGCUGCCGCGGUGAUGGCGACGUCGCCGCCGGGGAGUGGAGGAUGGGUGGGCAACGGCCGGAGAAGGCGGGGAGCCAGGGAGGAUGGGGAAAGUGUUCGUUCGUGGCGAAAGAGUGUGGCUGAGCAAUAA
Linum trigynum is the source of this 243-nucleotide messenger RNA. The record is from the annotation of a GenBank genome assembly. Lineage: Eukaryota; Viridiplantae; Streptophyta; Magnoliopsida; Malpighiales; Linaceae.